AUGUUGAGGCGCACGCCCUCGCGCCUCGCGAAGGAGUUGGUGUACUUUGAGAUCUGGGAGCACUUUAAACGCUUUGGAGAUGCGAAGGGCGCCGACAGCGUGACCUGCCGAGUCCUUUGCGCCGAUGACGUCGCGGAGCGGCUCAACGGGCGGGUGAAGAUGCGGUACUUGUUGGAGCAGUUCCUCGUGAAGAACACCUCUGCGGGAGGCGCGCGUGGUGAGCAGCAGAGCUGGUGGACGGGGGACUUCGCUCGCAGCAAAAAUAGUGACCGCCGCGUCCUGGCGGAGAUGUUCCUGGACGACGGCUGGGCGUUGACGCAACUCAACAACUGCGUCUCCGAGCGCGAGUGGCUCAUCACCACCAUGACGUUUCUGCGGGAGCGGAGUGACGCGUGA
Trypanosoma conorhini is the source of this 396-nucleotide messenger RNA. RefSeq lists its product as uncharacterized. The transcript has a single exon. The record is from RefSeq and is a predicted model, not a curated record. Lineage: Eukaryota; Euglenozoa; Kinetoplastea; Trypanosomatida; Trypanosomatidae. Bases 1 to 396 code for a protein of 131 amino acids.